Messenger RNA from Sclerotinia sclerotiorum 1980 UF-70, 1443 nucleotides. RefSeq lists its product as hypothetical. The transcript is spliced from 2 exons. NCBI's taxonomy places the organism in Eukaryota, Fungi, Ascomycota, Leotiomycetes, Helotiales, Sclerotiniaceae. The coding region runs from base 1 to 1443 and encodes 480 amino acids. The record is from RefSeq and is a predicted model, not a curated record. Gene Ontology annotation, biological process: proteolysis. Gene Ontology annotation, cellular component: fungal-type vacuole. Gene Ontology annotation, molecular function: aspartic-type endopeptidase activity.
AUGAAGAUUUUGGACUUGGGACUCGUAUGUGUAGCAUGCACGGUUACAUUAACCCAAGCGGAAACAUUCUCAACUCCAAUCUACUCUAUAACAAGAAACUCGACAUACGCAAGAGCGAAACGGGCAGCGGUUAGAGAAGAUAGGAUUGCAAGAAGUAGAACCAAUAGUCAUAGGAAACAUGAAGUGGAGAGGAAGAGGACCAGGGCUUCAAGGCGGAGCACUCAUGAUGAAAGUGGGCAGAAGAGGUUAAAAGGUCCACUUGGAGGAGUAGAGAAUGAUGAAGGAUAUUUGGCAGCUGUAAGAGAAGGCAAAGUUGAGGAUGGACGAGCAAGGUACGGGACUGGAGUACCAGACUGGGACUGGAACGAACUUUUAUAUGUCAUAGAUCUGGAAGUAGGAAGCCCGUCACAGCACUCACGAGCUCUUCUAUCUAUCUCCGAUAAUGAUAUGUUCAUACCAUCAACCGAUUGUACGGCUACAUGUCAGUCGCAUCAGCUUUACAACCCUUCUUUAUCGAACACGGAAAAGAAGACAGACAACUUUUUUGCCAUGGAAUACGCACGCUGUUCUGUAUAUGGUGAUGUAAUCUCCGACACCAUUAUUCUCGCCGGCCUUCAAAUUCCGCAACAAUUCGGCGCCGUGGAUAGCAUAGGACGGUUUACGGAUCCUGACUGGGGUAAUUUGGAAUGGGAUGGACUUCUUGGAUUGGCGCCAUCAUCCUCGCACUCACCAAACUCAAUUUCCAAUCCCUUCCUUAACCUUCAAUCUCAAAAUCUUGUCCAAAAUUCACUCUUCACCCUUCUACUUCCACAAACCCCAGACACACCUGGUCUCCUCACAUUCGGCACAAUAGACCAUAAAGUUUACUCUGGCUCCCUAAAACACCUUCCACUCCUAGACCAUACCUCCAUCUCCCAAAACCGACCUACCGCCUUUCCAGAUCUCAUCACCGGUCGCUGGCAAAUCCCCUCCACAUCUCUAACCAUCUCGGGAACAUCCUCCUCCUACAACCUCCGUCCUUACAUCGCUCUCCUGGAAACAUCCUACCCCGGCAUUGGGCUUCCCUCCUCUCUCGUCUUUUCCCUACACAAUUAUCUAGAAAUGGAGUUCCGCGGCCAUGACAUCCCUCCUUCGAUUCCUUGUUCCCGCCGUGAUUCUUUACCUACUAUUACCCUCCAUCUCGGCGAGCAUGAGUUCACAUUAACGGCAUAUGAAUAUACGUUGGAAGUAGAGAGGGAUGAUAUAGGAGGUCAUAGAUGUGUGUCGUUAUUUAUGGAGAGGGAAGAGGAAGAGGGGGAAGUUAGGAGUAUUAUUUUGGGAAGUGGAUUCUUGAGGAAUUGGUUUAGCGUCUUUGAUUUGAAGGAGAGGGAGGUGGCUUUUGGGAAGGUUGGGGUAUUGGGGACGGCAGACGGAAGACAAGGAAUGGAUUAUUUGGGAUUAUGA